UUGAGUUAUAUUUAGAGUUUGGUCCAACUCAGUGCCAAGGUCCCCCCACUGCCUCUCCCUUGCAGCACCGUCUCAGGUCUGCUCUCGCAGAUUCGCAGCCCACAGAACACCAGAAGAGAGGAAAGUCACUCUCAGCUACUACUGGAUCUAGAUGGUUGCAACUUGCUAAAACAAGUGGAACAGGAGCUCAGAGGAGGGCUCCUCAAAUCCUUCGCUUGUCUCUUAUUUAAAGACUAUUUUUUUAAAUUCAAGUGGAUUUUCCCUUUUCAACUGAAUAAGUAGGGGGAACUGCCUGGCAUACAGCAAACAUUAGUCUCCUGAGCUAAGGAUGCUUUUACUCAAAGCAGCAAUGCCACUUCCUACUACAUGAGAAAGACCAUGAUGACUUUGUGGGACUGCAGCCUGCUCAGUUCCCAAAAUGAUGACGUCUUCCAGAACAUUCAGCUUUCCAGACUGUGAUGCCCCAGCAGAUUCCCUAUAACCUUUUGGUAUGUUGUAAUGAGAGACUGCUCAAAUGAUGAAUGGACAUAAUGAAUGCACAAAAUCUAAGAGCGGAUUCAAAGAAGCGUUUUCGUGCUUUUGCCUUGAAAGCUUCAGAGCUAUAAACCAUGCGCUCCAGAAGUAACAGCACAGAAAGCCCAACCAGACCCAAGCUGUGCCAACAAAGGCUAAAAGACCACCAUAAAGAAGAAGCCGGUUACAGUGCGAGAGGAAAUGUGCAAAGAAGGCAGAAGGAGCAGGAUGAUGUAGCCCAAACCAGCACUAUCCUAAGCAGCCCUAAGGCAGAGAAAAAACACAGAGGUUCCUUCAAGAAAACAGAGGAUCUCUCUCGGGAUGACCUGCUAUUUCUUCUUAGUGUCCUAGAGGGUGAAUUACAGGCUCAAGAUGAAGUGAUAGGAAUCCUUAAGGCUGAAAAAAUUGACCUGGCUUUGCUUGAAGCGCAAUAUGGCUUUGUUACUCCCAAGAAGGUGUUGGAGGCCCUCCAGCGAGAUGCUAUUCAAACAAAGGCUGUACAAUGGCAAGAAGAUAUCUACGAGAAGCCUAUGGGAGAGCUUGAUAAAGUUGUAGAGAAACAGAAAGAAACCCACAGACGAAUGCUUGAGCAACUUCUAAUGGCAGAAAAAUCACACAGACAGACUCUGUAUGAGCUAGAGGAAGAGAAGAGGAAGCACGCUGAAUACAUGGAAAGAAGUGAUGAGUUUACAAACUUACUGGAACAAGAACGCAAAAGGUAAGGUUACCUCUUAUGUACUACUAAGAAUUUAACAUUACCUCUGAGUAUCUGUCCACUUGCUUAUUCUGCAUCCACUAGAAAUCAGGAAGAUUUGCACAGCCAUAUUUUGAGAGUUCAACUAUGAAAACCUGACUAAUUACUCCUAAAUAGCAGUACUGUCUACAUCUCCCUUAGCAUGUGAUGGAGGUUGAAAGGCUGGCAAAUUCUUCAGCACUGUUAUAGAACAACAGCUAUGUUACACUGCAGAGCAUACAAGGAGAUGCACAAAUGUGUUACAAGUUGCAACCAACACAGAGCAGGUGCACCUGGCAAUAAUAAUAUUCUUUUUUAAGUAAGAUCAGUGUACACUGAGGUAGGUAACACAAUAUGGAAUCAGGCAUGCAGCCUCAAAUGGCAGAAAAGCGAGGACAUGAGAAAAAAUAGAAGGGAUUUGGACAGACCACAGAAAUACAGUGAGGAAACGAAGGCAGAGGGUAAUUUACGGAAAGCUUUGGAAGUAAGAAAGUCAUAAAGUUCAUACAUCUGGAUUGGCAUAAAACCAUAAACAAAACUUCAUGUUUAAGUGUAACCUACAAGCACAACAGGUUGUUUAAGCACAGUG
Messenger RNA from Dromaius novaehollandiae (emu), 1835 nucleotides. Its product is annotated as filamin A-interacting protein 1-like. The coding region runs from base 609 to 1235 and encodes 208 amino acids. Lineage: Eukaryota; Metazoa; Chordata; Aves; Casuariiformes; Dromaiidae. The record is from RefSeq and is a predicted model, not a curated record. The transcript has 6 exons.